UUCGAAUGAUGUAUAGCGUCAUUAAAAAGGAACAUGAUGCUAACUGUAUUUGCGGAGACGAUUGUCCUGGAAGUAGAACUUUUAUUACGAUUCUUUACGGACGUUAUUUAUCCUGGGGAAUAAUAAGGCACAGGACCCAAAGAAUACGCGAGCUUCAAAAGGCUCUAGAAGAAAUGGGUCACACGAUAAAAUUAAUUCCUACAAUUUUCUGGGAUCGGCUGCAGAUCUGCAUACAUGGCAACGUAAUAUUUCAAUGCAAAUUAACAAACUUAGAAAGAAAUCCAAUAGAUAUGAGUGAAAAUCCAGUUUGUCAACGCGCAAUUAAUGCCGUCAUCAACAGCCUUUUGUUAUUGAAUCGUAACAAAAUAUGCAGAGGCUCCUAUUCCUAAAUGCUAAAAAUACAAAUAAAAUCAU
Cephus cinctus (wheat stem sawfly) is the source of this 414-nucleotide messenger RNA. RefSeq names its product UPF0728 protein v1g117062-like. The record is from RefSeq and is a predicted model, not a curated record. Lineage: Eukaryota; Metazoa; Arthropoda; Insecta; Hymenoptera; Cephidae. The transcript is spliced from 2 exons. The coding region runs from base 6 to 389 and encodes 127 amino acids.